Uranotaenia lowii is the source of this 1301-nucleotide messenger RNA. Its product is annotated as fumarylacetoacetate hydrolase domain-containing protein 2-like. NCBI's taxonomy places the organism in Eukaryota, Metazoa, Arthropoda, Insecta, Diptera, Culicidae. The record is from RefSeq and is a predicted model, not a curated record. The coding region runs from base 211 to 1236 and encodes 341 amino acids. The transcript is spliced from 5 exons. Gene Ontology annotation, molecular function: hydro-lyase activity.
GCCGAGAUCUACCACACAGUUAAAUUUUGCCGAAAUACACAUGGCUGCGAGCCGAAAAAAAGAGAUUGCGUAUUGGUGCUGCACGCUACUUGUUGACGGUCGCAAAUAAAGGUGCUUGUUUUGAUUUGAUGCGGUAACAGCAAACGGGGGGCCAUAACGUGAAUAUUUCUAUCUGAAAAAAUCAGCUGCUGGUCGUACUGUUUCGACGAUAUGAGUUUUCUUCGAGGUCGCUUACUAGCCGGGCUGAUCGGCUCAUGUAGUGGUAGAGGCUUAGGUUGUAAAGUAACUAGUUAUCAAGUGGUUGCGGCUGAUAACCACCAGUCCCUGACUGUAAACUGUCCCAAAAGAAAUUUCUCCAAAUCAUCGUCCAGCAACAUGAAGUUCGUCCAGUUUAAAACGAAAUCCAGCGAUCAGCAGCGUUUGGGGGUAUUAUCUUCGGAUGGUAGUAAAGUGACUGACAUCUCGGAUGACUUCUCAGGUGAUCUGAUCAAUCUGAUACGGUCGGGCCAAACGUUGGAAGCUGUUCAGAAGAAGGCAUCCGGGGGGAAAUCUUUGGCGAUCGGAGAUGUGAAUCUAUUGGCCCCGGUUACCAAUCCUCAGAAGAUCCUGUGUGUUGGACUUAAUUAUCGGGGUCACUGUGAAGAACAGAACAAACCUAUUCCAAAGGAACCGAUGUUCUUCAGCAAGUAUGCUAGCACAAUUGUGGGACCAUUCGAUGGGGUGAUUGCUCAUCGUAUUACUGAUCAAAUUGAUUGGGAAGUUGAACUAGCGGUCGUCAUUGGCCGGGAGGCGAGACACGUUUCCCGAGCUGACGCCUUAAACUACGUUUUCGGAUACACCGUUGCUCAGGACAUAUCGGCCCGUGAUUGGCAGAAAACGCGCAAUGGGGGACAAUUUUUGAUCGGAAAAUCUAUGGACAGCUUUUGCCCUCUGGGCCCGGCUGUUGUACACAGAUCGGCAAUUGCCGACCCACACAACCUGAACAUUCGUUGCUCGGUCAAUGGGGUGCAGAAACAGAACGGAAGCACCGGUGAACUGGUUUUCAGAAUCGAUGACAUCAUCGAGCGUGUUACGCAAUCGAUAACUCUCCUGCCAGGGGACGUAAUUCUUACCGGAACUCCGGCCGGUGUUGGAAUGCAUCGUAAUCCACCGGAGUUCCUCAAACCAGGUGAUGUAAUCGACAGCGAAAUCGAGUCGAUCGGAAAAAUAAAAAAUACCGUUGUAGCUGAUCAGUGAAACAAUUGUAAAAAUGAUUCGUGAAAAAACCAAGCCUUGUAAAAGUUAAUAAAUGUUUCAAAAAU